Messenger RNA from Dioscorea cayenensis subsp. rotundata (Guinea yam), 596 nucleotides. RefSeq names its product transmembrane protein 230-like. Gene Ontology annotation, cellular component: endomembrane system. The coding region runs from base 102 to 413 and encodes 103 amino acids. The transcript has 2 exons. Lineage: Eukaryota; Viridiplantae; Streptophyta; Magnoliopsida; Dioscoreales; Dioscoreaceae. The record is from RefSeq and is a predicted model, not a curated record.
UCCUCGUUCUCUCUCUGAACCCUUCUCGCUUCUCACUUCGACGGAGUCUCCAUUCCACUCUCUUCUCUCUCCGGCGCUCUUCUCGGUCUCCGGCGGCGGCGAUGGCGUACGUCGACCAUGCCUUCUCGAUCAGCGACGAGGACAUCAUGAUGGACGGUCCAUACGUCGUCCAGAACAAGCCCCCAAUCCGUGAGAUCGCGCUUGCUAUCUCCCUCCUCGUCUUCGGAACCCUCGGCAUCAUCAUCGGCGUUAUCAUGGCUUGCAACCACGUCGGCGGUGAUCGCACACAUGGGGUUUUCUUCGCGAUUCUUGGGUCGGUGCUCUUCCUCCCCGGGUUUUACUACACGAGGAUUGCUUACUAUGCUUAUAAAGGGUACAAGGGUUUCUCCUUCGCUAACAUACCGCCUGUAUGAGGUUGGAUCUCGCGAUCUUGGUGUUCUCGCUUUCUCAUACGUGUACAUGAGGUUCUAUCCAUAUGCAUAUGUUUUUCUUGCUCUGUUUUUUUUUUUUCUAGGGUUUGCUACAGUUGUUAUCGAUGUAAAUUUAACCUUUGUGAUAAAAAAAAAUAAUAUUUCAGUUGAUGCUGUUUGCUUGUC